Molecule: messenger RNA, 6540 nt
Organism: Sus scrofa (pig)
Lineage: Eukaryota; Metazoa; Chordata; Mammalia; Artiodactyla; Suidae
Source: RefSeq, a predicted model, not a curated record
UCCACUGGAAGGUAUUUAGUGGAUGCAGGGUCUCUAAUUGAUCUCUGUGCAACUUGGAGAAACCAGUGGAUGGGAAAUGCAGCGAGGGAGCAAGUUUUUGCUUGGGUGGUGGAGCCUGACCGUGACUGCGGGAGGAUGUGAUGAUAAUAGUCGUAGUGUGUUUCCUCGGAUUGCCUAGUGGGUUUAUUCACUGCUGGUGGAAUUAUAGGUGGGGGAGGGAAACUUUGGGGAUAUAAACCUUUGGCUUGAAAUUUCUCAAAAUGCUUGUCAUUAUAAUGAACAAUUAAGAUAAUACAAUGUUCAAUACAUUGAUGAUUGGAAAUCAAUGACAGCAGAAAGCUGGCCUUAGCAGGAAAAUAAAAAGGAAUUGGAAAGCUGCCAGCAUCUGCAUCCCUCUAUGGCAAAGGAUUUUUGCUCAUCCUGAAGUUAAAAGAAAAAGGGAAUUGCCCAUUUUGUUAAAUGACUCGUUUAACAUUCUGUGUUCAUGAAUUCAGCACUCAAGUUAUCUUAGGAGACUUCUUAGCUCUCAGGUGGGGUACUUCUAGUCAGAGUCCCAUUGAGCUUCUGGAGAUCAGAAGGGAUGGAGAUGAGGCUCCGCAUUGGAAUGAAACUGCAGAAAAAAUUUUGAGAGUCCUGGCAGAUGAAGACAACACAUUGCAACAGAAUAACAGCAGUAAUAUCAGUUACAGCAAUGCAAUGCAGAAAGAAAUCACACUGCCUUCAAGACUCAUCUAUUACAUCAACCAAGACUCGGAAAGCCCUUACCAUGUUCUUGACACAAAAGCAAGACACCAGCAAAAACAUAACAAGGCUGUCCAUCUGGCCCAGGCAAGCUUCCAGAUUGAAGCCUUCGGUUCCAAAUUCAUUCUUGACCUCACACUGAACAAUGGUUUGCUGUCUUCUGAUUAUGUGGAGAUUCACUACGAAAAUGGGAAACCACAGUACUCUAAGGGUGGGGAGCACUGCUACUACCAUGGACACAUCAGAGGCGUCAAGGACUCCAGAGUGGCUCUGUCGACCUGCAACGGACUUCAUGGUAUGUUUGAAGAUAAUACCUUUGUGUAUAUGAUAGAACCACUGGAGCUGACUCAUGAUGAGAAAAGCACAGGUCGACCACAUGUAAUCCAGAAAACCUUGGCAGGACAAUAUUCUAAGCAAAUGAAGAAUCACAGCAUGGAAAGCAGUGACCAUUGGCCUAUUCUACCUGAAUUACAGUGGUUGAGAAGGAGAAGGAAGAGAGCAGUGAAUCCAUCUCGUGGUGUGUUUGAAGAAAUGAAAUAUUUGGAACUUAUGAUUGUUAAUGAUCACAAAACGUAUAAGAAGUGUCGCUCUUCUCAUGCACAUACGAACAACUUUGCAAAGUCUGUGGUCAACCUCGUGGAUUCUAUUUACAAGGAGCAGCUCAAUACCAGGGUUGUCCUGGUGGCUGUAGAGACCUGGAGUGAGAAGGAUCACAUCGACAUCACCACCAACCCUGUGCAGAUGCUCCACGAAUUCUCCAAAUAUCGGCAACGUAUCAAGCAGCAUGCUGAUGCUGUGCAUCUCAUUUCGCGUGUGACAUUCCACUAUAAAAGAAGCAGUCUGAGUUACUUUGGAGGUGUCUGUUCUCACACAAGGGGAGUUGGUGUGAAUGAGUAUGGUCUUCCAAUGGCAGUGGCACAAGUAUUAUCGCAGAGCCUGGCUCAAAACCUUGGAAUCCAAUGGGAACCUUCUAGCAGAAAGCCAAAAUGUGACUGCACAGAAUCCUGGGGUGGCUGCAUCAUGGAGGAAACAGGGGUAUCCCAUUCCAGAAAGUUCUCAAAGUGCAGCAUUUUGGAGUAUAGAGACUUUUUACAGAGAGGGGGCGGAGCCUGUCUUUUCAACAGACCAACAAAGCUGUUUGAGCCCACAGAAUGUGGAAACGGCUAUGUGGAGGCUGGGGAGGAAUGCGAUUGCGGUAUCCAUGUGGAAUGCUACGGACUGUGCUGCAAGAAAUGCUCUCUCUCCAACGGUGCCCAUUGCAGCGACGGGCCCUGCUGUAAUAGUACCUCAUGUCUUUUUCAGCCACGUGGGUAUGAAUGUCGGGAUGCUGUGAAUGGAUGUGAUAUUACCGAAUAUUGUACUGGAGACUCUGGCCAGUGCCCACCAAAUCUUCAUAAGCAAGAUGGUUAUGCAUGCAAUCAAAAUCAGGGCCGCUGCUACAACGGGGAGUGCAAGACGCGGGAUAACCAGUGUCAGUACAUCUGGGGAACAAAGGCUUCAGGGUCUGACAAAUUCUGCUAUGAAAAGCUGAAUACAGAAGGCACAGAGAAAGGCAACUGUGGAAAAGACGGAGAUCGAUGGAUCCAGUGCAGCAAACAUGACGUGUUCUGCGGAUUUUUACUCUGUACCAAUCUCACUCGAGCUCCACGUAUUGGUCAACUUCAGGGUGAGAUCAUCCCAACUUCCUUCUACCACCAAGGCCGGGUGAUUGACUGCAGUGGUGCUCACGUGGUUUUAGAUGAUGAUACAGAUGUGGGCUACGUAGAAGAUGGAACACCAUGUGGCCCAUCUAUGAUGUGUUUAGAUCGGAAGUGCCUACAGAUUCAAGCCCUAAAUAUGAGCAGCUGCCCACUUGAUUCCAAGGGUAAAGUCUGUUCGGGCCAUGGGGUGUGUAGUAAUGAAGCCACCUGCAUCUGUGAUUUCACCUGGGCAGGGACAGACUGCAGUAUCCGGGAUCCAGUUAGGAACCUUCACCCUCCCAAGGACGAAGGACCCAAGGGUCCUAGUGCCACCAAUCUCAUAAUAGGCUCCAUCGCUGGUGCCAUCCUGGUAGCAGCUAUUGUCCUUGGGGGCACAGGAUGGGGAUUUAAAAAUGUCAAGAAGAGGAGGUUCGAUCCUACUCAGCAAGGCCCCAUCUGAAUCAGCCGCACUGGACCAACCGCGUCUUGCACUGUUGGAUUCUGGGUAGGACAUACUUGCAGCAUCGUUGCUGGAACUGUUAAGUCUGUAAACAAAAACACUGGGUGGUUAUGACUACAGAACUAAAGUUGGGGUGACCGGGAUGGGGUAAUAAAAGAAAACUGUCCUUUUUGGAAAUAAUUUCAAAGAACCCGUCCCACCACCUGCCAAUCAUAGGGGGCAAAAGACAAUGUUAUACAAAGAACUAUUUCAGAAUCUUUUUUUUUUUUUUUUCUAACGAAAGGCAGAGGGAACAUCAACAAAAAUUAAGUGCAAUAAAAAAACCAUUAAAAAAUAGCCAAUGAUUUUUUUUCUUUCCUCAGCCUGCUGGCACUUAAUUAUCUUCUAAAUGAUUUGGCAUGAUUUUUUUUUUUCUUUUCCUACCAAUGACACACUCCAGUGGCAUGAAGAUCUAAUUUUUGAAAGGGUAAAAUCUGCAUGGCAUAUAUACAACAAGCAGCUAGCAAGCCAAUCCACAGCAAAACCUGCAACUGAAUUCCUAAGGCGAAGAUGACAGGUGAACCCCCCGGAAGCUGCCUGCCCCCUUCCCCAAGUCUAUACCAGGCCACGAGGAACUCCACACAUCCUUGCUCUUGUUGAUUCACUUUCCUGUUGUCUUUUCUCCUGGACCGAGCAUCCUUUGGAAAUGGGAGCUGGAAUUUGCACACUGAUGCUAUUGUAUAGUUCUUUUAUAACUGUAAAUAUGGAAAUAAGAGAUUUUGACACAUCAUUUUCACUUGUCUGUACUGAAAUGUUUCUCUUAUAAAGGUUCUCUGUAAACUUGAGUUUAUUGUUUGCUCCCCAUCUUUUUGGUUUCUUUUCUCUCUUUCUGUCUUUGUGGUUGUCUUCUCUUGUAACAUGUUAUAUAUACAGUGAUUCUGGGGUUUGCUUAAAAAAGACGUGGCCAUAGAUUCAGGGAGGUUAGGCGCAAAACAGGUGCAAUUUACAAAUGAAAUGCUUGAAUGAAAUGAAAUGCUUGAAACCAAAAAUAAAGGAGUAGGGGGACGCAAAGAACAAAAUAACCCAUAUGAAAAACGUAAAAAUUAUGUCAAUGCAAAUAUAUGUACCGAUAAGUCUCUAAAUUUUUUGGAUGUCAUUUUAAACGUAUGUAUAUAGUGUAAGAAACUAGACACCCUCUCAAAUGACUCACAAAAGUGCCAAGUUCAUGAUUUUAGUUUUUGGUUUUAAUGGUUUUCUUUCUCUGUCUUUAAUGUGAAAGGAGGAUAAACUUAAAGCCUUAAAUUAAAAAAAAAAUAAUUUUUAAAUGUUGAAAGCUUGGGGAAAAAAGUUAGGCUUUGCAUUUCAUUCAUAUCUCUCAUUGUCAAUAUUUCAUUCAUGCCUUCAACAUUCUGCAUCAAAAUAUAUAUGGUAGAUUCCUACUCUCAAGCUGGUAAUGGGGACAGAAACAGCAAUUACUUUCUUGUGAGCAAUGUUAAAAAUAGACUUUAAUUCAGAGUGUUGUGCUUGGUCCACAGCAUGUGGCUGGUCUGUGGAAUGUUGUGCUGAAUUACAAUGGGAUUCUACUAUAUAUAAAUUCCCCUUCUUUUCCCUCCAGGCAGAUUUGCAGAUGUAAUCUGAGUUCCCGAGUCCCUCUGAAUUUAAUUCACUGUCACUGAUUUCUUCUUCACUGAUUAUGGUCAGAAUAGCUCCCAUUCAAGUGUUAAAUAUAUAACUUAAUAAAGAAAGUUGGUCCCAACUUUGAUUUGAAUGUAGAAACAUGUACAUGGUCCCUUCUCCUAAGCAUCCCUCUAGAGGCCCCCAAAGAGCCCGUGCUUCUCUCAAGUCCUGUUUUUAGAAACGGGAUAUCCAGCUGUACUCUUCACCUCUUUGUGACAACCAAAUCAGUUGCUAGAUUGAGUUUUAAAUUCCUUUUCAGUGAGAUACCUGUCACUAGUCACACCACUUUUGCUUUGACUUUGCAAAGGAUUCCGUCUUAAAAGUGUACUGCUGCAAACAGUGGGGUUUCCCCCAAGUUAUCUUUCAUUGUGAAAAAGUGUCUUUCAUAGAGCAGAAACUUUAACUUCUGUAGGCUACAGUAGACCAUAACUUCACCUCUUCAUCCUGUUAUUGCUUUCUGAGUCCUAGGUGCUACACAGGUAGGCAGUCUUUCUCUAGAAUUAGCUCUAUGUUUAUAUUGUAGUAACAGGGCUGCCUCCAAGGUUUAUCAGCCAUACCCUUGUCUUCCUAAGACACAGGUUGUACCCCUCUACCAAGCAGCAAUGGCUCUUAGAGGAAGCUCGGAGGAAACUCAGAUUACUCAGCAUCUCUUCCUGCCAUAAACGUUCUUUAUGUUUCUACAUUGCUGGGUCCUGUUCCUGGUGGAUACUUGGCUGCUGCUAAGUCCGCCAUACCCAUUUCACUGCUGUUCCAGAGGCACCAUGGUGACUUAAUAGAUAAAAAUCCAUUGUAGUACAAACAAGUUAAAUCUGUUGUUAACUUUUGAGCAUUUCACAAACGACAUUGUAAACGUGCGAUGUUAUGUUUUAAAUCAGACCACAGUGGUCCCCAAAUAUUAUGUACAUAAUGGCAAAUGUCAGUGUAACUUUUUGUUACACUGGCAGUUUCAUAGGUAACCAAACCUAUGCUCCAAUGUUAAAUUAUUUGUGUGUAUAUGUAAAAUACACAAGCUUUAAGCUAUAUGUGUAUGACUGUGAAAGAUAAUGCAACCAUACCAGUUGUGACCAGUGGAUUAUAGUUAUCUUUGGUGGUGUUAGGUUAUGUAGUUUCAAACUCUGCUGUAUUUUCUCUCGGCACAUGCCAUUCCUUUGCUGACCUUUUUUUGUCGUGUGACGAUGCCAUUGUAAUCAUUUGAGCUCAAAGCACAAGCAUAUCACCGUUUAAUGUUACCCACCGAGAGUUCGUGUUAAGUGAUGACAAGUUCCCAUUUCACCCGCCUUGUUUUUGCUGCAUUAAUCAACGCCACCUGGAUGAGGAGAUGUGCACUGACUCCAUUGCUUCCUCUGGGAUACUGCAUGAGCCCACCAAAUUAGAGCUACUCUUAAUAGAUAAACGAGCAGUACACAUAGGUGCAUGUUAUGAAACAUGAAUCCCAUAGAGCUGUGGAAUUUUGCCAAGUGGUAAGAGUGUGUUUUUUUUUGUUUCUGUUUCCUUCUCUCUUUCUUUUUUUCUUUUUUUUUUUCUUUCACUAUGCAAAGAUGGGAAAUGCACAGACUUUUCAAAGACCACUGUCUGAAGAACUUUACAAACAGUACUUGAACCCUUUCUUUAAAGUCAUCCCAUCGUAUUUGAUAACCGUUGUUGCCCCCGUGGUUAAUUUUAACUUUAAAUUGUUUCCAGUUUUUUUGAGUGAGCAACCUGUGGUUUUGUUGGAAGUUAAUAAAUUCAUUCGUAUCUUGUUGGCUGUCUAUGGAUGGAGAUUCAGUAGUCGUUGUAUGCAAUCUUUAGUCAAGUGUAUAUUAAAACUUUUGUUAACAUUGAAUGUUGUAGCUUUAUACUUGGGUCAGUUUUCUUAAACCCUUUUUCUGUGUUCUCUUGUAUUGUUGAUUAAAUGGCCAUGCGCCUGCUAUCAUGGAGAGUUUUAGCACCAGUCUCUCAAACAAAGGCUCACUGAAAAGUUCAUCAGCCAAUGGAGCAAAAAUAAAAUCUCUGGUUAAUGAUAAA